Messenger RNA from Etheostoma spectabile (orangethroat darter), 2561 nucleotides. RefSeq names its product major facilitator superfamily domain containing 2a-like 2 (gene mfsd2al2). Gene Ontology annotation, cellular component: plasma membrane. The transcript has 14 exons. Bases 24 to 1922 code for a protein of 632 amino acids. NCBI's taxonomy places the organism in Eukaryota, Metazoa, Chordata, Actinopteri, Perciformes, Percidae. Gene Ontology annotation, biological process: carbohydrate transport. The record is from RefSeq and is a predicted model, not a curated record. Gene Ontology annotation, molecular function: symporter activity.
GGCAUUAUUCUGACUGACUUCAAAUGACGAGUCGUCUUGAGAAUUUAACCAAUCAAGUGCAGACUUUAAGGAGUCAGUUAUUAAAGCAGAGUGCAGAGAGAGACUCAUGCAGCUCAGCAGAGGGGGUCGGGGGGGGGAUUCCUCUGGCCAGGAAGGUGUGUUACGCUGUGGGAGACGUCCCGUAUCAGAUUACCACAGCGGCUAUCAAUGUUUCCCUGCAGCUUUUUCUUCUCGAUGUUGUGCAGAUGGAGGCCUCCUAUGUCUCCGUGAUUCUGUUUGUGAGUCGGGCCUGGGACGCUGUGACUGACCCUCUGGUUGGUUAUCUGGUGAGCUGCAGUCCCUGGACCCCCAUCGGCAAACUCACUCCAUGGAUGAUUGUCUCGGCUCCAUUUGGGAUCCUGUCCUAUCUGCUGCUGUGGUCGGUGCCAGAAGGACGGACGUCUCAGGGUCUCCGUGUGCUGUGGGUCCUCUCAGCUGCCUGCCUGUUUGAGACCCUCAUGAGUUGCUACAACGUCCCCUACCUGUCACUCAGCAUGUCCCUGGGAGGAGGUCCCGGAGACCGAGACUCGGCCACGGCCUACAGAGUGAGUGUGAAGCUGAUGGCCAUGCUGUUGGCUUCUCUGAUGCAGGGUCGAGUUGUAGCUGUGUACAACACGGAAAAACAAGAGGUCUGUCAACAUCUGGACCAAGCUACGGAAACAACAGCUCAUACUGUGCCGCUACAAGAAACGAAAAAAGCCUUCCUGACCUCCGCUCUGGUCAUGGGUGCCUUGUUUUUCCUCUGCAGCCUGGUUCUCUUCCUGGGGGUGAAGGAGCAGCGGGCCCCUCUCUGCUCUGAUGACAAAGUACGGCCGCCCUACUUCACCUCCCUGAAGAUGCUCAUACGUCACGUUCCCUACCAGCGACUGGUGCUUGGCUUUGUCUUUAGUGUACUUGCAUUUCAGCUGUCCUUGGGUAAUUUUGCACUCUUCUGCAGCCAUGCAGCUGGGCUGGGAGCCCAGUUCCAGCACCUUCUACUGGUUUUACUGGUGUCUGCCUUAGUAGCGGUCCCUCUGUGGCAAAUGGUUCUUUUAAGGAUAGGAAAAAAGGCCACAGCGUUCUUCGGCCUAUCACUCUUCAUCCCAGCAGUGAUAAUAAUUGCCUGUGUUCCCAGUAACCUCCCAGUCUUCAUGAUUAUGUGCGUUCUGAUGGGAUUCAGCCUGGCGACCAUAUUCUUGCUACCCUGGUCUAUGCUCCCAGAUGUGGUGGACGACUUCGCUGCGAGACAUCCCUCCUGCAAAGACCUGGAGCCCCUGUUAUUCUCCUGUUACGCCUUCUGCAGUAAGCUGGCGGGGGGCGUGUCUGUUGGCAUCUCAACCAUGAUAUUACAGUUUGUGGGCUACAGACCGGGUGCAUGUAACCAUGGCGACGGAGUGGCGACGGCGCUGACUGUGCUGUUCUCACCAGUUCCCAUCGCACUUCUGCUGAUAGGAAUGGUCUUUUUUCGCUCCUAUCCGAUUAACGAGAGGCGAUGUUUUCAGAUCCAGGAACAGCUGACCACAGACCACCCAGAAACAUCAUCCUCCUCAUCAGAGCCAAGAGAAAACGCAGAGCAGCCAAGAGUUCUGCAGCGGUCCAAUGCUGGUGCGACAUCAACUUCCCAUCCUUACACAAAGACCAACACAUUGUACAAGUCCGCUUCCUCACCAGGUUGUUACAUUCACGAUGAAACAUGCUCAGUCGAUGAAUCAAAGAGCCCGUCUGGAGAAUACAGCGGGCCGAAAUCAGUCGUCCCGUCAAAUGUAAAUCCUCAGUGUCAUGAACAGAGACUCAGCUCCCAACAGCACUCAGGAGAUGAUGAACCGGGCGGAUUUUUUUCUGAGAAUGAUCCUGGGCCUUCCCCUCGCGGGUCACAUGGGAGAUCCAAAAUGUCAUGGGUAUAGCCGGAUACCUUAAAGCGAUAGUUUGACAUCUUGGGAGAAAUGCUUUACUUUCUUCAAAUAUGAAGCUGCAGUCAGUUAGCUAGCUGUGUCCUUCUGCUGCCAGUGUUGAUGCUAAGCUAAGCUAACUGCCUGCUUCCUCUAGCUUUAUAUUGAGUGUACGGACAUCUUUCCAUCAAAUGCUUAGUUUCCCAAAAUGUUGAACUAUUUCUUUAAAAAGUGACAUGCAGUGGAACACUGGAUUUGUAUUAAGUGAAUAUGGUGAAGAAAAUACUGAUUUUGACUGUAUGCUUGCUGUCAUAAAAGGUCCUGUCAAUAAUUUUCAUGGAUGCUUGGACAUCACAUAUGUCUUGACAGUCUUUCUCUUUCAAUUGUUCCUCUUGAUUUUGAUUUGUAUUUGUUUUUGUUUUUUUACAAUGUUGUCUAAAAUACUGUUUAUUUUAGAGAGGACGCUUUUGCUGUCCCUAUGAUUUGUGACUUUUUGAAAGUUAGCUUCUUCAUUUUAAAUAGCCAAUGCUUGUAGUCAAAGUUUCAAACGCAUGCUUGAAAGUUGUACUUUGAACACCAUGCUUGUAAAUGUUCUAUUUUUAAAAUCACACUCCUCUGCGACAUUUCUGCAGCUGUUUGAAUAAAUAACUUUUG